Messenger RNA from Lampris incognitus (smalleye Pacific opah), 3644 nucleotides. RefSeq names its product NLR family CARD domain-containing protein 3-like. The transcript is spliced from 6 exons. Gene Ontology annotation, biological process: regulation of apoptotic process. The record is from RefSeq and is a predicted model, not a curated record. Lineage: Eukaryota; Metazoa; Chordata; Actinopteri; Lampriformes; Lampridae. The coding region runs from base 366 to 2966 and encodes 866 amino acids.
UGGCUGUAAUAUUAUUCCGGGUUAUGAAACUGAAACUGUCCCGUGUCGUAACCUGGAAUAACAAGACGCACCAAUUUCACUGCACCGUGUCACACCAGCGCGUGUCGGGACUUGGACAGCCACGCACUUCCUCGUGGCGUUUCGAUCACACAUCUACCCAGGCCUUUCCUCAGAACAUGGAAACACUAAACGUUAGCAACAAAAAAACCUUUUUUUUUCAAGUGCACGUAUAAAAAGUUGCAUUGAUUUGUAUCGAUUCAUCAUUCCCAGCGACGUAGGGUUGGAAGUGUCGCCACGACUGAGGAUGGAUGUCAACGAAAUAUAACAAGCUGGUCGUUAAACAGACCGAGUACCAAUAGCGGAAAAUGGAGGAUUAUAAAUCAUACAGCCAGGCGAUAAGGAUGCUGAGAGUUUCCCUGGUGGACCAGCUGGAAAAUGGGAUUGACUUUCUCCUGGAACUCCUCUCAUCCAGGGAGGUGUUGAACCGGGAUGAUCGGGAGGUGGUGCUGGGCCUGCCGGGGCCGCGGGCCAAAGUGAGGAAGCUGCUGGACAUCGUGGAGUGCAAAGGCGAAGAAGCUGCUCGGACAUUUAUCUCGAUUAUCAAUCAGCAGCAGCAAAAAACUCACAACCUCAUACCCACAGAGGACAGCGCAGACCAACCACAGUCCAAAGUAUGCAGCAAAAUAAUGCAAAAACACAAAGAGGUCCUCAGUCGCAGGAGCGAGAGCAUGCUAUACUACAACACUCGGCAUGGAGAGAAAAUCCCCUUCUCUGAACACUAUGUCAAUCUGCUGUUAGUCAGUGGACACCAGGGCUUGGAGCGGAAAAGACAUGAGGUGCUCACUUUUGGACUAAAGCGACUGUCUAUGCAGCAGGAGUCAACAAAGCAUGGGCAGAUAACACCAGCCAAACUCUUCUCAAGUGUAGCAGGAAGCCGUCCUGUCAAAAAAGUUCUGGUCACAGGGGUGGCCGGCAUUGGAAAAACAAUGCUGGUGCAGAAGAUGCUGCUUGAUUUUGGGAAUAACAAGGAUCAUCUUGCCUUUGACUUUAUCAUCCACCUGACCUUUAGAGACCUGAAUCUGAUCACCAAACCAAUAAACCUCAAGGAAUUGGUCUUGCGUAAAAACAGACACCUUGCUAAGGAGCUUGACCAAAUUUUGGCCAAUGACAACAAACUACUGAUCAUCUUGGAUGGCUUUGAUGAGUUCAGACAUUACAGGAGCUGUGACAUAGAUGCGUUUGUGACCGAGCCAGAUGAAGACGGUGAGGUGGCGGAGGUUGUUGCAAGCCUGAUGCUGGGUGAACUCUUACCCAAUGCUUCAGUCUUGCUCACAAGCAGGCCUGCAGCUAUUGGCUACAUACCUGUAGAUUGCAUUGACCGCUUUGUGCUCAUUGCUGGAUUUUCUAUGAAAGAAGUCCAAGACUUCUUUCAGCGCUAUUUCCAGGACCAUGCCUUUGCAAAAAACAUGUUUGAAGUAGUUGCAGCAAAUGAGCUAAUGCUCACACUGUGCUACAUACCUGCAUUUUGCUACAUUAUGUGUUGCAUCCUGAAAGAAAGCCAAGAUCUCGCUGGAGAAAGUCCUAAGACUAUGACUGAUAUAUAUGUACAGUAUUUAGUGGCCUUGCUUCGGUCUCACACCCAAGACAGAGCCAAGUCCUCUCUGAAUGACCAAAAAGAGGGGGCCUCCCCACAGAUGUCUGACGUAGUGCUGAAGUUGGGACAGCUCGCAUUCCUCAAGCUAAUGGACCAUCAAACAUUGUUCUAUGGCAGUGACCAAGAUGUUGCCUGUUUGGUGGGAUACGGUCUGGUCAGCACCUUUUUAGAUAAGACAGUGGCACAAGAGCCCGGCUGCACCGAAGACAUAUACUCCUUUACUCACCUAACUGUUCAGGAGUUCUUUGCUGCAGUUUAUUGUGCAAUGACUGACCACCCUUUACCUGAUGCACUUCAGCACAAAACCAGCCCAGGAGAGGAGACAUGCAAAGGGCACUUGGACCUCUUCUACCGGUUCCUCAGUGGGGUCCUCUCCGAACGCAAUGCUAACCUUUUGUCAAGGCACAUCGGGUUGCGCUGCAGCCGUGAAAAAGUGGAGACUUACCAAAAAAGGAUCAUCGGCGAGCUUAGGGACCAAUGUGGGAGUGGGGCCCAAAUACUGAAUAAUUUACAUUGCUUGUUUGAGCAACAGGACCCCUCAUUGGCACAGGCUUUUGAACUAGAGGGACUUCGAGUGAAUGUUAGCGAUGAGGCACUCUCCUCCAUGGAUUACAAUGCCAUCAAGUAUUUCCUAAAUCUCACUGAAGGAAAUAUAUCAGAGUUGGAUCUAACUGGGACCAACAUUAACUGUGAAGCGCUGAAAGACCUUCAGCCCCACCUACUCAGAUGUGAGAGGCUUUGGCUUGGGGAAAAUAAUCUCGAUAUGAACACAGUUCAUGUCCUUGCUGAUGUGUUGCAGCUGUCGGAGUGUAUGACACACCUAGGAAUCGGCUGGACAGAUGUCAGUGAUGAGGAAAUGCUUGUUCUCUCAUCUGCCAUGAGAAUGAGUCACAUGCUUCAAGAAUUGUGGAUGGAGGGCAAUAGAGUAAGCUACCGAGGCCUGUUCUCAUUGAAGGACUUGAUUCCAAGUCCUCUGAGCAAAGUUGUUGCCAUCUGGAAUGACUUGAAUGAUGAAGACGUGGAGGCUCUUACAGUUAGUGAAGGAGGAAGCUUUGUGCUGAGGUUCACUGAUGACGUAGUAUGGGAGGAGUGGGGGAGAUGGGUCCUGGCCAGAUGUGAGGUCAGCAGCAACGAGAAGCUGGUCACAGUGCUCUGCAAAGUGUGCAACAUAUCGAUCCACUGUUUGGAAAUCCUUUGGGCAAAGGGUUUCUACAAGAGACUUAGACAGCUCAUCAAGAACAGAAUUGCUCAAUGCACCGAGGAUGACAUGCGCAGGAAGCUGGAAAAGUUUGAGAAUGUUUUGAGCUCUUGAUAUAGAGUGGCUCAGCCUCUCUACUACUGCUGAUGUUAAUAUUGCUAAUGACUACAACAGAAUCACAUCUCUGAAACUUGAAGCAAGAGAAAGUGCAGCACAAACGUUGCCUGUAGUGACCAAGGUGGAUGUUUAAUACCUUGCUCAAGGAUAAUUGGCUGUUAGGGAACCUGAUCUUUGACUUUUUAGUGACAUAACAGUUUCAUUCACCACUCCAAGGUUCAAGGUUUUAUUCGUUACCUACUUCAUGUACAAGUACAAUGAACAGUGAAUGCUUUCUUGGCAAACUCCAAAACGGUUCAAAAAGGAGGUAGAUCUGAUAAAGUGUGAUGUACUUAUAAUACUUGUAAACUUUAUUUUAUUUAAGACUGUACUUUUCUUGUAUUCUUAAUCACACCAACGACGCCAAUUAAAAUUCCUUGUGCAUGUACAUCAUGCACAUGACAAUAAGUCUCCCUGAGUCUGAUAGAACAACAAGUAAAAAGGAACAAAAUAAAAUUUAAAGAAGUAAAAAAUCCGGAGAAUAUACAGAAGGUAUACUCCGAUAAGUAUCUGGUCUUGCACCGACUUGUGUUUCCUGCAGGUCUCCUUGAGCUGGAAUUCAUAUAUGGAGUGCAAUAACUUCUACGUUAACUGGCAAUGUGUUAGGACAAAGAUGCAUUAUCAAAUUAAAAUGAU